Messenger RNA from Protopterus annectens (West African lungfish), 1635 nucleotides. RefSeq names its product caspase-1-like. NCBI's taxonomy places the organism in Eukaryota, Metazoa, Chordata, Ceratodontiformes, Protopteridae. Gene Ontology annotation, biological process: proteolysis; regulation of apoptotic process. Gene Ontology annotation, molecular function: cysteine-type endopeptidase activity. The coding region runs from base 263 to 1387 and encodes 374 amino acids. The transcript has 8 exons. The record is from RefSeq and is a predicted model, not a curated record.
UUUCUAGUCCAGACAGUAAAAGAAAAACCUAACUGCCGGCUAUUUCGUCUACCUCCCUACUGACUUCAACAGGCUGACAGACUAGAAUAUAACGUUUAGUUUUUGUAAUCAAAUUAUUAUAAACUUUGUAAAUUUUGUUACGGAAGGAACUUCCUGCUGUGGUAAACCAGGUGCUUGCUACUGAAUAUCUGACGUCCACUGUACCUUUAUUCAUUGUCCUUUCUCUUUCCAGUUUUCCAUUACUAGCAAGUCGUAAACAUAAAUGUCAGCCCAGAAGCUAUUGGAUGUGAGAGCUCAGUUUAUUGGCGGUGUGAAUGUGAGCAUAAUCAAGGACCUCAUCGAUGAACUGUUGCAGGAAAACGUGUUAAAUGAUAGUGAAGCAGAGGAUAUUAAUGAGGGCUGUACCAGGACAAAAGACAAGGCCAGGGUUUUAAUUGACAUGGUACGGAAGAAAGGUGAUAAUGCAAGCAGGAAAUUCAUUGAGUGCCUCCAAAGCAAGGACAACACAUUGUUUUGUAAACUACAGCUGGUUACUGACAUAGAACCUCAGCCAUCCAUACCUGCUGCUUCUGAUCAAUGGAUAAUUCCCUGCCGUUUGGAGGAUUACCAGCGGAUAGUUAACAGCGAAGCUAAUCAGAUUUAUCCCAUUGUGGAUAAAAAUAAAAGACAACGAUUUGCAUUAAUUAUCAACAACACUACAUUUGAACACCUAAACAAGAGAAAUGGAGCUGAAGUGGAUCAAACUGAAAUGAAGAAACUCUUGGAAGGGCUGGGUUAUGAAGUAAAACUUCACAAAGAUUUAAACUCCCAGAAAAUGGAGGAGGCCCUGGAAAAUUUUGCCAAGAAACAAGAUCGUGAAACAACUGACAGUACCGUGAUUGUCAUCAUGUCUCAUGGAGUCCGUGAUGGUAUCUGUGGGGUCAAGAGUAAGGAAGGCAAGGACGAUAUACUUAAAGUGGACACUAUCUUCAAACUUUUCAAUGCAAAGAAUUGUACUGCUCUGAGGGAAAAACCAAAAGUCAUUCUCAUCCAAGCCUGUCGAGGAGAAAAUAAAGGCCAUGUUUGGGUGCCUGACUCUGCAACACCAGAUGAUGUCAAUUCUGGCACAGUCCUUCCUUAUGAAAAUGAUGAUGUUAAAGUUCAUAUUGAGAGUGACUUUAUUUGUUUCUACUCUUCCACACCAGACAACGUGUCCUGGAGGCACCCUCACACAGGUUCAGUCUUCAUCCAGAAACUAAUAGAAGUAAUACGCACACAGGCCUGGGAGCACCAUAUAGAAGAGUUGUUCAGAAGGGUUCAACAUUCAUUCAUAAAGUUUCCAAUACAAAUGCCCACAAAAGAGAGGACCACACUUAUAAAAAAGUUUUAUCUCUUCCCUGAAGUAUGAAUACAAAUCAGUCUUUUGUUACCAGAGAGGCUGCUGAACAUGUCUGCAACAUCCCCUUAUUCUGGAUAUUAUAUAUUCCUAUAACCCCAUUGUUUACUGCAUUAACUACCUUUCACCUUUAAACUUAUUUUGUUAACAAAAGAGAAUAGAAUUUAAGCCCUGAGCCAACGAAGUACAUUAUUGUCACUUUUUUAUACAGAACAUGUGAAGAAAUAAUGUUUGUGUUAUUAAACAGUUCAUAAGCUUUA